Messenger RNA from Chenopodium quinoa (quinoa), 1538 nucleotides. RefSeq lists its product as uncharacterized. Lineage: Eukaryota; Viridiplantae; Streptophyta; Magnoliopsida; Caryophyllales; Amaranthaceae. The transcript has a single exon. The record is from RefSeq and is a predicted model, not a curated record. The coding region runs from base 81 to 761 and encodes 226 amino acids.
AUGAUAUUUCAUAUUCUUCCCUAAUUUUUUCACACUAUCUCAAAUUCAUCAGAGCAACGUAAAUUCUUCAUUACUCCAAAAUGAAGAGAAAGAACUCAAACUCUGCUGAUGAUUCUCUUCUUGAUCUUUCUUUAUCUCCCCCUUCAAAUAACCCACCUUCCAACCCUCCUAGCGACCCCUCCUCUUCAUCGUCGUCCAACCUACCGCGUGUUCGACGCAACCCUACACCUUCACAAGCACGGUCUGAAACCCGAGAGGUAGCCAAGAGCCACACAAUCACACCACCAUACCGUUGGGCAACAAAGUAUCGAGCCAAGGUCCAUUCAAUGCAGUACUUACUAGAUAAUGAGAUAGAAACCACAUCUGACGCAGUACAAUGUAAGAAAUGCGAGAAAACUUUUGACUUACAAUAUAACAUUCAAGAAAAGUUCCAACAAAUUUUUAAUUUUGUACUAACACAAAGGGAUGAGUGGCAUAAUCGUGCUCCCAGUGCUUGGACCGAUCCCGUGCUUCCGACGUGCAAAUUUUGCGGGGAAGUAGAUGCAUGUAAGCCAUUGAUAUCGGAGAAGAAGAGAAGUAUUAAUUGGUUGUUCUUGUUACUAGGACAACUUUUGGGAUGUUGCACUUUGGAACAAUUGAAAUAUUUUUGCAAGCAUACUAAACUUCAUCGUACUGGUGCUAAGGAUAGGUUGAUUUUACUUUCUUAUUUUGAAUUAUGCAAACAGCUUGAUCCCAAUGCUCCGUUUGACCUGGAUGAUUAAGUUUAUUUUUUUAAAUAAUUAGGGCCUAAUAGAGUUUUAUAGUCGUAAUUAGGCCUUUAAUUUUCCGAUUAUUAGAUUUGUUUCAUGUUGAACAAUAUGUCAUGUAUUGCACAGAUUUGUGUAAGUGAUUUGAUUAAUUAAAAUAUGUUUUUUUUUAAAUUUUUUUAUUUACAAUUAUAUGAUUGUGUUCAUUUGGUCUAUUACAUUUGUUUUAUAGCCUUGAAUUUCCGAUUAUUAGUUUGUUACAUGUUUCAUGUAUUGUAAUUGAGUAAGUGAUUUGAUUAAUUAAAAUAUAUUUUUUUUAAUUUUUUUUUAUUUACAAUUAUAUGAUUAUGUUCAUUUGAUAGAAAUAAGAGAAAACUUUUGACUUACGAUAUAACAUCCCAGAAAAUUUCGCGCUCCCAGUGCCUGGAUCGAUCCCCUGCUUCUAACGUGCAAAUUUUACGGGGAGUUAGAUGCAUAAUACUAAAAUUCAUCAUUACAAUAUUUUUUUUUAUAUUAUUCUUUGAAGUAAUUAGUUGGGAGUUCAAAUCCCACCGGUAACAUAUUUAAUAAUCCUAAUGCAAAUAUCACAUUUUAUUAUCCUAAUUUUUUCAAAAUUUAACUCAUAUUUUCGGGAAAAAAGUUCUAAUAUUUUUAUGUAAAAUUUCCGUUUCCGCCAGAUAACCUAAUAUUCUUAAAUAUCUUUUUUUUUUUUUUUUUUUUUUUUUUUUUUUUUUUUUCACCAAAACUUGCACUUGUGAUCAUAUCACUAACACACUGAUGUAAUUUGUAGGC